CAUCAACGAGAUGGCAGGGGUGACGGAGACAAAAAACGAUCCGAAAAAUGUCUUAUACCCUGGUAACCCGGACUGGAUGAAGAAUCUACCCGAAAGUCUACAUACAACUCCCCUGAACGAGCUAGCGAUACCGGGGUCCCAUGAUUCCUUCACAUUUUACCUGGACAAGACUUCAGAUGUGGGACCAGACACAUCUCAGGCCAUCCGUGAUCUGGUCAAGGUCUUUGGGGGAAUGGCCAAAGAUGUCAUCUUCAAAUGGUCUCAAACUCAAAGCUUAUCCUUUGCAGAUCAACUGAAAGCUGGAAUUCGCUAUUACGACUUCCGCAUUGCUUCAAAGCCAGGGUCUGAGGAUACCUAUUUCAUACACUGUCUGUACGGCAGCAAAGUGGAAGCAUCCCUACAGGAAAUAAACGGUUAUCUGGAAGAACAUCCGACGGAAGUCGUCAUCUUGGAUUUUAACCACUUCUAUGGCAUGAAUGAGUCAAUGCACAAACAGUUCAUGGCGGUAAUCUUAGAAACCUUUGGCGCCAAGAUCUGUCCUCAGAAGGACAUGAAAACCCUGACCCUCGACAUGCUUUGGCAGAACAAGUUCCAGGUGGUGGCCAUCUACCAGGACGAUGUUGUGAAAGACUUUGACCAGUUCUGGCCUGCCAGCUGCAUACAAUCACAGUAUGCAAACACCACUGACCCAACCAAGAUGGUCCAAUUCUUUGAGAAGACACACAGUGAAAAUCGUCCGGCAAAUACAUUUCAGACCUACCAAGGCGUUCUUACACCAGAUGCUACUUACAUAAUCAGCCGCUUCUCUGGAAGUCUCAAGAACGAUCUGGUGGCAAAAGCUGGUCCUGUCUUUGUUCAAUGGUUGAAGAAGAAGAAGCGAGGGAACAGUGGCAUCAAUAUCUGCACUAUGGAUUUUAUUGAAAAAGAAAGCUUUAUCUUUGAGAUGCUUGGUAUGAAUAAGUAACAGACGAUGCCAACAUGUAAGUCUCAUUUUCGGGAUGCUUGCUUUUAUUCUUGUUCCUGACACUGGUUUUCAGAGCACGAUAACUUGAGAAGCCCUGUGUGCACUGGUUUUCAUUGAUGGAAAGAUGAAGGAAAGAUGAGAGAAAUACCUCAUGGCGAACUCAGAUAUACGGACUACUUUAUCCCCACAGUGGCAGUGUUCAUAAUUUACUUGUAUCCUUUUAGUUCAGAAAUAAUGGCCUUAGUUGAUGUCUACUGUCUUUCGAGUAGGUCCUGACUGUUCUUCGUCGGUAGUUGCAGCUAGAAUGUAGUUUUUAGUUGAGAUCAUUACUAUAUCAGGUGUUCUUGCAUGCGCUGGUUAUUUAAUACUUAAGUAUUAUAAGGCUAUUAUGUGAUACUUAUCCAUUUUGAAACUAUACUGAUUUGAUCAAGGCAAAAUGUUUCUAUACUGUUGUCUUUAGUUGCUAAACAAUGAAUGUCCAAAUGUGCAUUCUUUUUUAAAGAGUGCAAUGUUCAACUUGAAUGCUGUUUUGAAAGACAAACCUUUCUGAAGUUUAUGAAAGGAAGAAGAUAUUUGGAUAAUGAUGUGUGUUGUUAAUAGGAAUAUGUAAUGUUUGUGUAUAUUUCAACCCAAAACAUGCCUUUUGUCUUCAGAGUAUUGGCACAUUGAAAUAAUUUCAGUCACAGUCGUUUUCAGUACAUAACAUUCAGGGGAACCCUGGGGUCCUCUGUGGAUUUCUUAAAUUCCUCUAUGGGGUGUUGUCUGAAUGGGCAACGUUUUAAACACACUGGCAGAGUAUGAUACUGUUGAGUUUAUAGUCUCUGAAAAUGCACAAUUUUCCUCGAAAAAAGUACUUUUAAAUUGAAAAAGAAUCCCAAUGAGAUGGGUGAUUCAGAACCUGAGAAAUAUCUAGACUUUCAUUAAGGGUUUUACAGGAAUAAUUGUUUGGAAGAGACAGUCAGGUUUAGGGAGCAGUUUAUUUGUCUGGCCAGUCAAACUGUCUGUCUGGAAUUUAUUUGAAUUUCACAUUCUGAUAUUGACCAAGAAAAAUCUGUCAAGCAUAAAAAUUUUUUGGUGUGGACUGAAAAUCAAAAUACAAUCAAAUCAAAUAUUCACGUAUCAAAAUCAUGAUCAUUGGAAGCAAAAGUUGAUGUGUAUUUCUUUUAAAGUCAAGUGUGAAACUGCUCAAAUCAUUUCAAGUCUGUCUAGUUGAAACCUUUACACAAUAUUUCCAUUAAAAAUGUAUUUCAUUUUUUUGUUUAGAAAUCAGAAGGGUGACUUGCAUCACUGAAUUUUUGCAACACAGAACCGUAAACUAUUGGCUUUUUCUAAAGAACCCCAGUAAUUGUAAUCAUUCUUCUUGAUUAGAGAGACUUAAUUAUCUUUAUCAGUUUUGUGGCCAAGUGUGAAAAAAGACUAAAAAAGACUUGUCCGAUAGCAAUUUUCUCCAGCAACCAGCUCACUUCGUCCUUUAUCGAGGAUGUGCGCAAUCAAAUUGUGCUGCCCCGAAUCUAUAAAAAUGUCUCAGUAGUUUAGACAGCCAAGUUAAUGGACUUUCAGUGUCUACUAGCUAUGGCCUCAGCUAGCUUUCAGUAAUGCUUAGAAACAAUUUAGAAGAUGUUACAAGACCAGCAACUCUGUGAUUGCCCUAGGGCAGAGGAUGAUGAGGCCUCUAUUGGUUUACAGGAUGAGCUAAGAAGCAAACAACUUUGCAAAAUCAUCAUGAUAAUCAUCAAAUGUAUUCAAAUAAAUGAGAACUAGAUUUUCUCUUCAAAACUUACUUAGGUAUAUCUUUAAAACUUCUAACUAAAACAGAUAUGUGGAAAUUGACUUCUGACACAUCACACCAUGUGUCAGAAGGCUAGUGUUAAGAUUUUUUGUAAUGUUAACAGAAUGUCGGGAAUAUUGUACAUGAAAUUAAAGUAGAGACAAUACAGACAGUUUAGAAUAAUCUUAAUUAAUCAUGAUUAGAUUUUCUUUUAAAUUUCGUAUCUUCUCUUCUUUUCACAGUUGUGUAACUGAUCAUAUCAGUAGUAAAAUCAUGUGUAUUGGAAAAAACACACUUUUUUUCUACUGUUUGGACAGUUGGUUAUUUUAAUACCAGUUUAAGGUAACUUUGUCAAAUGUGUUGAAAAAGGGCCCUUACCCUGCUUUUCAAUUUGUACCAGGACAGAAGGCGCUGCAAUUAGCGAAUUUGUCAUAAAUGUUAAUGAGAUAAGCCCAUUCAGACUUAAUUGGAUGUUAGUGCAAGUGCUGCUUUCCAUCAACUACCUUUGAGAGGUUUAACUAUGAACACAUCUACUUGUAGUCAAGUUUUAGUCAGAAGAUGGUGGGUGCUGGGAACGGUUAUUGAUUCAAUGUGCGUACAGAGAAAAUCAAUGGUGACUCUCUCCGUCACAAGAUUUUAAAUCAAAAUCAUUCUCCGUCUGAUUGAGUUCAUCUACCAUUCUCUACAUGCUGAUACAUUCAUACAUUUGAGUCCAGACUGGUGUAUGUUUUGCCAUUUCCAAAAGUAUUUUGAAAUCAGACCUUUUAGUGCAAUGUUCAUUCAAAAUAUUCUGAAAUAUAUUUCUUUUGUGAAAUCCCUGUAUAAUUAAAGAAAAGUGAAUUCAUCAACGUCAUUAGACGUAACAACAAAAGAUUAACAUCAAUAACAAUUGAAUUAAUUCAAGAGUGGAUUGGUUGGCAUAUUUUGAACUGAUAUGACCAUUGUAGAACAAGAUCAAUCAUCAUGACAAGCAUGGUGAACGGAAUAUUUCAGCUGUCUGUAAAUGAUACUUCUUUCCGACCAAUGUAAUUGCAAACACAGGAUACAGCGUUGUUGAUAUAAUACAAACAUUUGUUUGACAAUAACAAUUACGGCAUUUUUAAGUAUACAAUCACAAUCAACUUGUUGACUUCAUUCCAACUGACUAGUCAUGAAUUAUUGCGAUCAUAGUUUGUUCAUUUAGAUAUAAAUAAAUCCAGUGACCUUUGCUUAUGAGGUUCAUGAGAAUCCAAUCUUACUGACUCUGAUAGUUAGCUCUGAUAUGAUGCCUCUUGCCAUUUGAAAAACCUUCUGGAGGAAGUCACAUCAUCAGGUUCAUUUCCUAUCAGGAUGGAGGCUUCUCCGUUCUUUGUGAAAGCAAAUGAAGCAUUUGAACAUAUCUGACUUUUGUAUCUUAACAUGAACUCAAACAGGCAGUUCCAAAUGCAAAUGGAAAGUCAUGUUGAUCAUGGUUUUUAUGGAAAUCUUAAAACCUGUCCUUUCAGUUACAUCUUCCAGUGAACAAUGUUAGCAUUUCUGGUAGGACUGGACUCAGUUCUCCUCCUCCAAAUGGAAUUAAACUUGAAAUACUAUGAUGUCUGUUAAAGGCAACCAGUUUGAGAACAAAGUAAACUCAAGUAUCAGAAAGUUGACAUCUGAUGAGCUCAAGACCCCAUCCAUGUAUCAUUUUGAUUCGACAGCCAGUUUUUAUUUGACAUUAACCCCCGAGAACUUAUCAAAACUUGAAUGAGAGUUAUUGACUGAGAGUACAGUAUUUCAGUGAAAUUGCAUCAGAACUGUUGGGUUGGGUUUUUUUAAUUUUAAGUUUUAGUGGGAUUUUUAAUGUAGAUCUUAUUGAGAAGACUAUAUUCAAAUACUUGCCCCUGAAGAGUCCCCAAUGGCACUGAAAAAGCAAGAUAAAGCUCAACUUUUAAUGUUGGUUGGUUGGUUUGUUGUUUAAUGCCGCUCUCUGCAAUAUUCCAGCUAUAUGGCGGCUGUCUGACAUGUGUCAGCCCGGUCAGCGAGCCUGACCACCCGAUCCCGUUAGUCGCCUGUUACAGCAAGCAUGGGUUGCUGAAGAUCAAUUCUAACCCAGAUCUUCGCAGGUUCAACUUUCAAUGUCAGUUCAUAUGUUACGUUGUGUUUAAUAUUAGAACAUUUUGACAUUUCAGGCUAUUUCAUUUUAAAGACCAACAGAACUACAUUUCACACACAAAAAUAAUUAAUUUGAAACAUUUUUAAUAUGUACAUCAAACUAGGUGUGCCGAGGUGGAUUGGUUGCAUUACAAUCACUUAUGUUCUUGGAGCAAAUUUUCAUGACAAGACCACAAGGUCACACUUUGUGUUGGCGAUGAGUGACGAAGAAUGCCAAGAUGGUAGUUCCGUCUAUUACCUUGUAAUAUAGUGUUUAUCAUGUUCAGUGUUGUAAUUGGCUUCGGAACCUGCAUGUUGGUCACAUAGCCUGUGAUCACGCUGUGGUCGCUGUGCUGUCCUGAUAUUGUACAGUUCUAGGUAUAUAGAUGUUAGUAUGGUUAGUAGGACCAUGUUAGUCAUGUAAAUAAAGAUAUAUAUCCAUAUGAUAUCUGAAUGUUUGUCCCAGAUAUGUAUAUGUUUUGGAAUAUAUUUAUGAUUAUGAUUUGUAUUUUUGUCAGUCACAAUUAACAUGAUAAACAUUCAUGUAUUUGUCCUAGAAGCCUGCUUGUCAUUUCUAAUGUGGAAAGGCGACCAGCAUCAUGGCCCUUAAAAAAAAUGUCAUUUUGGUCUUUCCUUCUAUGAUUUCUUUCUAUCUUUUGCCAAUAAAAGGUGAAAUGACA
Haliotis rubra (blacklip abalone) is the source of this 5524-nucleotide messenger RNA. Its product is annotated as PI-PLC X domain-containing protein 3-like. The record is from RefSeq and is a predicted model, not a curated record. The transcript is spliced from 2 exons. Gene Ontology annotation, molecular function: phosphoric diester hydrolase activity. NCBI's taxonomy places the organism in Eukaryota, Metazoa, Mollusca, Gastropoda, Lepetellida, Haliotidae. Gene Ontology annotation, biological process: lipid metabolic process. The coding region runs from base 11 to 964 and encodes 317 amino acids.